Drosophila willistoni is the source of this 1028-nucleotide messenger RNA. RefSeq names its product solute carrier family 25 member 35. NCBI's taxonomy places the organism in Eukaryota, Metazoa, Arthropoda, Insecta, Diptera, Drosophilidae. The record is from RefSeq and is a predicted model, not a curated record. The transcript has 3 exons. The coding region runs from base 62 to 982 and encodes 306 amino acids.
AGUCUGAAAAAAGAAACCGCUUUUAGUUUUCAAUAUCACUGCCAGAAGUACGGCCAGAAGCAUGCUUCAGAUAGCUACAUCGGAUUUUGUCUUGGGUGGUGUGGCUGCCAUGGGUGCAGUGGUUAUCACGAAUCCGCUUGAGGUCAUCAAAACCCGUAUACAACUGCAGGGAGAGCUCACCGCCCGAGGAUCCUAUGUGAAACCGUAUAAAGGAGUCCUUCAGGCGUUUACCACCGUUAUCAAAAAUGAGGGUAUAUUAAGCUUGGAAAAAGGACUAUCACCAGCGUUAUGCUUUCAGUUUAUCAUUAAUUCUUUUCGAUUAAGCAUCUACACUCAUGCUGUGGAAAAGCGUUGGGUCCAUGAUAAGAAUGGCAAUAUCUCUUAUGGACGGGGCUUGGUUUGGGGAGCAAUUGGUGGCGUUGUCGGCUCCUAUUGCUCUAGUCCAUUUUUCAUGAUUAAAACGCAGCUGCAAUCUCAGGCGGCUAAGGAAAUAGCCGUUGGCUAUCAACAUCCGCACACUUCCAUGCGAAAUGCGUUUAGCCGGAUUUACCAAGAGAAUGGCAUCUUUGGUCUAUGGAGGGGUUCCAUGGCUUCAGUAUGGCGGGCAACUGUGGCAUCAUCUGUUCAAAUAGCUACUUUUGGAAAGGCCAAAGCUUUGCUUUCUGAAAAUAAUUUGGUUACCCAGCCCACUUGUUUGUCUUUCUGUUCUGGACUGGCGGCGGGCUCAUGUGUUUCGGUGGCCAUUACCCCAUUGGAUGUAAUCACAACCCGUUUAUAUAAUCAAGGAGUUGAUGUUCAUGGACGAGGUCUCUUUUACAAAGGCUGGAUGGAUUGCUUUUUUAAGAUCCUGAAAUCCGAAGGUGUUUAUGGGAUGUAUAAGGGCUUUUGGGCAAUUUAUUUGCGAAGUGCACCCUACUCUACAUUGGUUUUGUUGUUCUUUGAUGAGCUUGUUGCUCUGCGAGACAAAUAUGCCUCACAAUAAUUUGGGAUCUUAUAAAAACAUAUGAAUAAUAAACGAAUCUAGUAAA